Phyllostomus discolor (pale spear-nosed bat) is the source of this 887-nucleotide messenger RNA. Its product is annotated as acidic leucine-rich nuclear phosphoprotein 32 family member E-like. Gene Ontology annotation, cellular component: nucleus. NCBI's taxonomy places the organism in Eukaryota, Metazoa, Chordata, Mammalia, Chiroptera, Phyllostomidae. The transcript is spliced from 2 exons. Gene Ontology annotation, molecular function: histone binding. Gene Ontology annotation, biological process: negative regulation of apoptotic process; positive regulation of transcription by RNA polymerase II. The coding region runs from base 1 to 699 and encodes 232 amino acids. The record is from RefSeq and is a predicted model, not a curated record.
AUGGAAACAGUCCUAACUGGACCCAAAUGGCAUGAAGCUCAAAUGGCGCAAAGUCCAGGUGGCAAGGAGAGCCUACCAACCAGUACCACAAAUGGUCCUAACAGGACCCAAGUGGCACAAAGUCCCAGUGACAUUAAUCCAAAGUGUCAUGAAGCCCAAGCAGCAAGGAUAGCCUGCCAACUACCCACUGGCUGCUCUGAAAAGCCAUCUUUGCAUUGUUCCUGUGUCUGCCUCUCAACUCGCUGCAGCCACCUCCGCCGCGCGCCUCCUCAGUCGCCGCAGACUCCGGCAGCGUUUUUGCCAGAGUCCUCGAACUCUCGCUUUUUUUUUUUUAAUCCGCUGCAUAGGAUCACCGGCGUGCCCACCACGUCAGACGCGGCCGUGGAUACCAGCUCCGCGAUCACCACCAAGGACCUAAAGGAGAAGAAGGAAGUUAUGGAGGAGGCAGAGAAUGGAAGAGAUGCACCUGCUAAUGGCAACGCUAAUGAGGAAAAUGGGGAGCAGGAGGCUGGCAAUGAGGUAGAUGAAGAAGAGGAAGAAGGAGGGGAGGAGGAGGAAGAGGAGGAGGAAGGUGAUGGUGAGGAGGAGGAUGGAGAUGAAGAUGAGGAGGCUGAAGCAGCUACGGGCAAACGGGCAGCUGAAGAUGACGAGGAUGACAAUGUUGACACCAAGAAGCAGAAGACCGAUGAGGAUGACUAGACAGCAAAAAAGGAAAAGUUAAACUUAAAAAAGGCCAUCGUGACCUAUUCACCCUCCACUUCCCGUCUCAGAAUCUAAACGUGGUCACCUUCAAGUAGAGAGUCCCGCCCGCCCACCGCAGGCAGCGCCACCCGCAGACGACACACGCUCUCCACACCCAACCAAAACCACAAUGUGAAUUUGCAACA